GUGUGGAUGAUCAAGUGUGGAAAGACAUUCUAAACAGUUAUUGAUCGAAAAUGUGUACAAAGAUCUUCGCUUUCAGCUUAUUUGUUACAAGCUGUAUCGCAGCACCUUUUAAAAAUAUUCAAAACAGUACAGGAUUUCAACAAGGAUUGUGCCAGAUGGGUGGUUUUAUUAGUCAUUACGUUUACAAUGGGUUAACAAUGAAAGAUGAAGACUUCCAUUUUUUGCAAAAUUGUGAGACGAAAAAUUGCGUUGGAGGUAUUGAAAAUAUGGGACUCAUGUAUGCUGAAAAUAGGGAGGAAAAGAUGUUAAUCCUGCUUCAUAUUCGAAUGAAAAAAGAUGCCUGUUGGGGAUUUGUUUUACAAGUUACCGAUGAUUUGGAACAAAAUAGUUAUUACUUUUUUGGAAAACACGUGUCAACCUUCACCAAAGAAAUUUACUUCCGCCUCGGAUUCAGAUACAACUUUACUGUGGUGCCAUUGCCAACUGGAACACCAUUAACAAUCUUGACAAAAGCACCUACGGCAUGUGAAUUGGAAGUGCUUCGAAAUAUAAAUGAAAGAUUACAGAAGAAAACGGGAUUAUUUGAAAACUGUCACCCUCCAAAAUACAGUGAAAGAAGAGAAGUUGCUGAAAGAAUUUGUAAGUUAUCACGAAAUGCCAGGAAGCGAUUAAGGUUGACGAAACAUUUAAAAGAAGAAAAUUGCAAGUUUGUACCUCUGGUCGGUAAAGUUACAAUAGCUUGACAUGUAAAAGCGAAAAUUAUUUUCAAAGAGAGUUCUCGCAACUUGAAAACUUUUAUUUUUAAUAUUGAACAAUUGUAAUUUGUUAUAUGUAA
Messenger RNA from Hydractinia symbiolongicarpus, 835 nucleotides. RefSeq lists its product as uncharacterized. NCBI's taxonomy places the organism in Eukaryota, Metazoa, Cnidaria, Hydrozoa, Anthoathecata, Hydractiniidae. Bases 51 to 743 code for a protein of 230 amino acids. The record is from RefSeq and is a predicted model, not a curated record. The transcript has 10 exons.